Molecule: messenger RNA, 1656 nt
Organism: Cloeon dipterum
Lineage: Eukaryota; Metazoa; Arthropoda; Insecta; Ephemeroptera; Baetidae
Product: serine beta-lactamase-like protein LACTB, mitochondrial
Exons: 5
Coding region: 125-1537 (470 amino acids)
Biological process (GO): proteolysis; regulation of lipid metabolic process
Cellular component (GO): mitochondrion
Molecular function (GO): peptidase activity
Source: RefSeq, a predicted model, not a curated record
ACAGACAAGACGCGUUCGCGUUGUCGCGUUCUUCUUAACCAGCAGCUUUCACACUCACGGUUUCACACCGUCAUCUUGUGACUUUUAUGGAGAAAUGGAAAUUUGAGAUAUCCCCAGUCGAGAGAUGAACCACACGAGAUUGCUAGUCACGGUGGCCGCCGGUUCGGCCGCUGUCCUUGCCAACUUUUACAGUGAGCCCACCAAAGGGAACGAUUUCCGGCCUGUCUUUGCCGAUUGCGCCUCGCCGUACGAAAAAACGCCGUCAAAAAAUGCCAGUCGAAAAUUGGAGUUGGCCAAGGAAAAGGCCAGGGAUGCUCUUUUGAAGAUUAAAUGCGAGGUCGGCGCUCCUGGGGUUGUCAUUGGAGUCAGCGUCGACGGGAAAGUCGUUUGGAAAGAAGGAAUUGGAUUGGCGAAUGUUGAGACGCGAACAUUGUGCCACGAAGAAACCGUGAUGAGAAUCGCCAGCAUUAGCAAAAGCAUGACAAUGGCCAUGGUGGCGAAACUGUGGCAGGACGGUAAACUGGAUAUCGACAAACCGGUCCAAGAGUACGUGCCUAGUUUCCCAAAAAAAUCCUUCAACGGCGAAAAGGUGGACAUUACAACAAGAAUGAUACUUAGUCACAUUGGAGGCAUCAGGCAUUACGUGAAAAAAGGGGAACAGUCGGAAAAUGAGCUGUCCGAGCCGGAGUCCAAGAAGGAAAAGAGCACCAGAGAGAAGGAGGUGUACAACAAGGAGAGGUUUGAGUCUGUUGAGAAGGCUCUAAAACUGUUCGAUGGGGACGAACUUCUUUCCAAGCCCGGAACUGAAUACCUUUACACGACUCACGGUUGGACUCUGGUUAGUGCGGUGGUGGAAGGCGCCAGCAAGGAAGAGUUCACGAAACACGCCAAGAAGUUCUUCAGCCAAUUAGGCUUGCACAAAACCAGGCUGGACGAGCCAGAACCAAUUAUUUACAACAGGGCAAACUAUUACCUGACCAAGAAAAACGGCCGCCUUGCAAAUGUCCCUUACUCAGACAACUCGUACAAGUGGGCUGGAGGUGGUUUCGUCUCAACAGUAGGGGACCUGCUCAAAUUCGGCAACGCAAUGCUCUAUUCCUAUCAGUGGCAGCCAAGCAUGACUGAAACGUCCGCUACAGAUCAAAAAAUUAGCGUUCCUGGUCUGCCGCCAGGCUUUCUCAACCCUGAAACGGUCCGUGAAAUGUGGACCGUCGUGCCAGUGACCAAGCAAAAGAACAAGAGCCAAAGGUACCGAGAAAAUGGUUACGGACUGGGCUGGCAGGUGGUGCCUUUUGUGGCCGAGUAUGGGACAACUGGAGGCGGCGACGUGCAGCCCUUCUCUGCCUUCCACACUGGUGCCGCUGUUGGGGCCAGUAGCGUUUUGCUGAUCAAGCCCGUGGACAGGGAUAUCAAAGACUGCUCCAGAAGUACCCCGCCCAGAGGAAUCUGCGUGGCCAUCUUGAUGAACAUGCAGAAUGUCGGCCUGGCCGGGGUUGCUGACGAUAUCGCUCGAAUAAUCGAAGAGCAUUAUUUGUGAUUGUGUCUCAUCUUCGUUUUUGUCCAGCAAGAUGGGUGGAUUGUGUGAAUUAAUAAGGAAAAAUAUUUUGUCUGGAGUGUAUUUAUCAUUGUGGGCCAAAAAUAAAAAUAUUAAAUGAG